This is a messenger RNA of Brettanomyces bruxellensis, 618 nucleotides long. RefSeq lists its product as uncharacterized. Gene Ontology annotation, molecular function: acyltransferase activity, transferring groups other than amino-acyl groups. The record is from RefSeq and is a predicted model, not a curated record. Lineage: Eukaryota; Fungi; Ascomycota; Pichiomycetes; Pichiales; Pichiaceae. Bases 1 to 618 code for a protein of 205 amino acids. The transcript has a single exon.
AUGAGUGGAAACAGUGCCUCAGCUUUUCAAAUAACAGAGCUAAUUCACGAUAAGCUUCCAGAUGGAACUAACGUGACAAUUCUCCCAUUCAAUUCGUAUCGCGAGGCCUCUGAAGAACUCAUAUGCCGAAUAGAAGGAAUCAUGAAUGAUGUGAUUGAGGAAGGUACUGAAUAUCCGCAGCAGGACAAAUUGGAUCGACAGGGUUUCUUAGAUUAUUACUUUCCGCAUUUUGUUGCCGUCAUGGUUGAAGGUGACGUCAAAUCGAAAGAAAAUUGGGAUAUGAAUGAAAACAAAUUCCUAGGAUGCUUUUACAUCAAGCCCAAUUAUGUUGGGAGAGCGUCUCACAUAUGCAAUGCAGGCUUUUUAGUUCCAAGAGAACUUCGGGGCCGGAAAAUAGGAAAGACUAUGGGCCGAAACUAUAUCAAGAUGGCUCCCAAGUUGGGCUAUGAUUACAGUGUGUUUAAUUUAGUCUUCAAGACUAAUGUGGCCAGUGUUAAGAUCUGGGAUGAUUUGGGAUUCCAAAGAAUCGGAUUGGUUCCUCGGGCUGCCAAUUUGAAAGGCUUAGGCUAUGUGGAUGCCAUUAUGUUUGGCUAUAGCUUCAAUAAGCAAGACAAUUGA